AUGCCACAGGAAUCAACUUGCUUCAUGGCCUCUGGAGAGGAUGAUCAGGUCACCAUAUGGGACAUUGCCGUUGAGGCCGACUCCCAAGAAUCUGUCGAAGGCGUUCCUCCACAGCUAAUGUUUUUGCACCUUGGGCAAAAGGAGGUGAAAGAGGUUCAUUGGCAUCCACAAAUCAAUGGAUUUGCUGUAACAACGUCUCUUGAUGGAUUCAACGUGUUUAGAACUGCGAAUGCGUGA
Molecule: messenger RNA, 237 nt
Organism: Cooperia oncophora
Lineage: Eukaryota; Metazoa; Nematoda; Chromadorea; Rhabditida; Trichostrongylidae
Source: the annotation of a GenBank genome assembly